Molecule: messenger RNA, 1271 nt
Organism: Homalodisca vitripennis (glassy-winged sharpshooter)
Lineage: Eukaryota; Metazoa; Arthropoda; Insecta; Hemiptera; Cicadellidae
Exons: 4
Coding region: 9-1271 (420 amino acids)
Source: RefSeq, a predicted model, not a curated record
GGGACGCCAUGGAACCUACAGUGUUUUGUAUUAUUGUUCCUCUGGCACUUAACAUAUGCAGUGCUCCGGUUGACUUUGAUCCGUUGUUUCAUCUAAGACAAGAGCGCUCUAUUACUCUCAAUACAGGCAAUGAUUCCGGAAUAGCAGAAGGGAAAAUUGUUAAUACAGCUCAGACAGACAAGCAACUCAUCAUCAACAUCGAGACCAAGGUGUUGCCUCAAUUCAAUGUUUACCUGGACAGCCUGCAGCAAUCCCCGCGCAUGCAAUGUACCACCAAAGAUGAGCAGGGGGAGGGAACAACCAAGAAGCGAGUAUUUACUUGCAUCUCCAUGUCCAACAUGUGUUGCCCCUCCACGACCACCUGCAUUUGUUCAGAAACAAACCAACCAACCGCUGUUUCAACGAUUGUUCCUGACCUAAAUAACUGCAAAGAACUCUGUGGGCAAUGUAUGACAACAGCAAUUGUUCCAACUUAUUUUGUUCCAACUACUUCUACUUCUGCUACGGACAACUGCCCAGAACUAUGCAGCCAAUGUAUGGUAACUGCUAUUAUUCCAACUUAUUUUGUUCCAACCACUUCUAAUUCUGCUACGGACAACUGCCCAGAACUUUGUAUGCAAUGUAUGGCAACAACUACAUUACUUCCAACUAAUAUUGUCCGAACUACAUGUUUUACUGUUCCAAACAACUGUCCACAGCUUUGCAAGCAAUGUAUGGCAAAUACAAUGGUUCCGGCUGUUAUUGUUCGAUCUACUUCUGCUCCUGCUCCAUUUAAUUGUCCAGAACUCUGUAGGCAGUGUAACAGAAUCAUACCAAAUCCAAAACCUACAGAAUUGAUACCCCAUUCACUUCAGUGCACAGAACUGUGUAAACAGUGUCAAACAACAGAACCCAAACUGUCACCUCUGAACGAAUGUUUAUCAGAUUGUCAAGCAAGCUGUCACAAGAAAUACCCAACACCCUUCCCUGAAAAGUGUGAUGAACUAUGCAAACAAUGUCAGCCUGCAAAAAUUAUUGAACAGAGUGAAACUAAAUGUAUUAGCUGUAAUACUUUGUGUGCUAUGUGCAAAAGAGUGAAAUUUCCCCAUCGUCAAAAAAGAGAAUUAAGUCUCGAAUCAGAUAGGUUUCGACCUCUAAUCAUAAACAUUGAUGGGGUAGACUCAAAAGAUGCCUCUUACAAAAUAAACAUUGAGGGCUGUCAAACAACAAAAUGCAGUCAAAAACACUAUUCGCCUACAACUUACGAUUUAGUCAUAUCCAAGUUUUUCUAG